GCAGCGCUGGUGGCGCUGGGUAGCGCGCUACACGCUUCUGCGUUGUUCUGCGUUCGGUAUGCGUGUUGAUAAAAGUUGAAUAUAACAAAAAUCAAAAUGGGGUUAAACCGAUUUGUAUUAAAAAUCAGACACUUGUUGUGUAUAUGUGUAACGAGUAUUUUUCUUCUAUCCAUAGUAUCGGGCGAAAGUGAGCCUCGGUACGAAGACAAGUAUCAAAUACUAAUAACAUCAGCGAAACCCGAUGAUGUGACGAUACCUCAACCCAAGGAUAACCUUGGUUUUUUACAUGCAUUUAUAGCUUCCGUGUCAGUUAUUGUUGUCUCCGAGUUGGGUGACAAAACUUUUUUCAUUGCCGCUAUUAUGGCAAUGAAACAUCCACGACUGAUAGUCUUUGUAGGUGCAAUUAGUGCCUUAGCCCUCAUGACUAUCCUUUCAGUUGUUUUUGGAUAUGCUGCAACUAUAAUUCCUCGAGUCUAUACAUAUUAUAUUUCUACUGCACUUUUUGCUAUAUUUGGUUUUAAAAUGUUACGAGAUGGUUAUUACAUGUCGACAACCGAAGGACAAGAAGAAUUAGAAGAAGUACAAUCUGAUUUGAGAAAGCGUGAAGAUGAGUAUGAAAAGGAAACAGGGAGCACAUUAGUGCAGGAUCCAGAAACUGGUGUUAUUAGAAGAACUGCAAAAAUUAAUGCACUGAUGCUCCUUUCUAGGAUAUUUUUUCAAGCAUUUACUCUGACGUUUCUAGCAGAGUGGGGAGAUCGUUCACAACUUACAACCAUUAUACUUGCAGCCAGAGAGGACGUUUAUGGAGUAGUAAUAGGUGGAAUACUUGGACAUUCAUUCUGUACAGGAUUAGCAGUAUUGGGAGGUAGAAUGAUAGCUCAAAAAAUUUCAGUACGAACAGUGACCAUAAUCGGUGGAUUAGUGUUCCUACUAUUUGCCUUAACAGCACUGUUCAUCAGCUCGACAGAAAGCACGUAA
This is a messenger RNA of Dufourea novaeangliae, 978 nucleotides long. RefSeq names its product transmembrane protein 165. Lineage: Eukaryota; Metazoa; Arthropoda; Insecta; Hymenoptera; Halictidae. Bases 97 to 978 code for a protein of 293 amino acids. Gene Ontology annotation, biological process: manganese ion transmembrane transport; Golgi calcium ion transport; calcium ion transmembrane transport. Gene Ontology annotation, molecular function: calcium ion transmembrane transporter activity; manganese ion transmembrane transporter activity. The record is from RefSeq and is a predicted model, not a curated record. Gene Ontology annotation, cellular component: Golgi apparatus. The transcript has 6 exons.